Molecule: messenger RNA, 786 nt
Organism: Entrophospora sp. SA101
Lineage: Eukaryota; Fungi; Glomeromycota; Glomeromycetes; Entrophosporales; Entrophosporaceae
Source: the annotation of a GenBank genome assembly
AUGUCAUUAAAAAGUCAAGAAAAUAAACGAAAAAAAGAAAGUGGAGUAAUUAAAACAAGAAAUCCUGAAGGACAAAAAAGUUCCCAUGAACAGAAAAAAAGGAGAACAGUCAAUGAUGAACCAACAGAAGAGUCUGUUCUCUUUGAUGAAUCAAAUGAGGAUGUUUUAAUUAAUUCUAUUGAUAAAUCAGAUUUGAAAGGAGAGACAACAUUACCAGUUUCAAAGAAGAUCAUUGAUACUUCAAAGCAAGAAUUUUUGCAAAGAAUCUCCAAGAAAUUCAAGAACUAUCAAGAAAAAAUUCCAAAGUCACGCCAAAUUAUAACGUUGGGUUACUGGGGCAUCUUUGACCUAACGCAGGAAAGUCUCUAUGGGUGUAUAGAGUUCUCCCAAAGUGAAAUCAAUGAAAUCUCUCAAGGUUUUGCCAAUAGUGUUCACUGGUCUCCACAACCAACACCAAAAAACCUUUGUGAAUAUUUUGAUUCUGGCUGUGAUCCUGUUAAACUUGUAGAUUAUGAAGAUAACGAAAAACUACACGCGAAUAUUCAAUUUAUAAUAUUUAAUAUGUCUAAGAAGGGAGCCAAGACAGAGGAAGAACUUAAAUUUACCACAAUAUACCCUUUAUUUAAUGCAGUUAUGGACACUUCAUUAGUGAAAGAUAUAUGGGGAGAGACUCAGGCACUUAGUUCGAAAAACUUGAGGAAUGAAAAUGCAAAUCCUUUUAUCAAAGCUCACAUGGGAAGAAAGGUGGAUAUUUCUUGCUUAAAGAUAAUAAUAAUGGAAUCCUGA